Messenger RNA from Cydia splendana, 2855 nucleotides. Its product is annotated as carboxypeptidase A4-like. The coding region runs from base 579 to 2834 and encodes 751 amino acids. Gene Ontology annotation, cellular component: membrane. Gene Ontology annotation, molecular function: zinc ion binding; G protein-coupled receptor activity; metallocarboxypeptidase activity. Gene Ontology annotation, biological process: proteolysis; G protein-coupled receptor signaling pathway. Lineage: Eukaryota; Metazoa; Arthropoda; Insecta; Lepidoptera; Tortricidae. The record is from RefSeq and is a predicted model, not a curated record. The transcript is spliced from 9 exons.
AGCAGGGCACUAAAGCGCGCUCAUUACAGUAAUUGGCAAUAACAGGCAACAUCAACUAACUACCUAUGUGGGUAACCGCUUAAAAGUGUAGAUAUAACAAACUACCUACCAUCAGAAAGAAAAUCAUUGUUUGUAAGGUCCCGUAAGUCGUUUAUACCAAGAAUAUGCGAACAGGGCCUUCCAUAAUUAAAACAAAUCGCGUAUCAUUAUACUAAUGGCGACAUUAUUCAAACGCACGAGUCACCAUAGCAGCCACAAAUAAAAAAGCCAUAGGAAAGGUCCGCUCGCCAUCGUCAAGUAAUGCGGAAACUCAGAAGAAAUCAUAACAAUCUCCUACGCUGCCUACGGAUCCACAAAUAUGUAAAUCAUCUCAUUAAAAUAAACAAAACUCUAACAUCAAGCUUAUCCUCUUUCCUUAAGAUGCGGAAUAUUUGGCAUACACUCAUUCGUUAGCCAGUUACCGGUAUUGACAUGCGCGUCCAGCGGGCCAUUAUACGAUCUAAAAAGAUAAAUUGUGAAGCGGUAUUUGAGAUUCUGAUUCAUAAGGCUAGAGCGCCAACAGUGUUUACAUACAAGUUAUGGAGAACAACACAGCAUCACCUAUUAUGGAAUAUGUGACUAAUGAGACUUUGAUUAAGCAAGUGGCUAACUUCUUCAACGUUAGUGUUGCGAAUGUGACAAACCAAAGUGUAGUGCAGCAAGAGACACUCUUCGAUUUGUACGAAGCCUACAGGACGAAGGAAAAGGAACAGUUGAUUGCGUACAAAAGUGUGGCAUACGUUGUCGGUACAUUGAUAAUUCUAAGUAAUUUAAUUGUUGUUAUAUCCAGCGGCCUGAUACUGCGACGAGGCCAACAGCCCAAGAGCACCUACCUCCUGCUAGGAAAUGUGUCGCUGGCGGACACGAUCAUCGGCGCUGCCAUCAUCUUCGGGGCUAUAAUUGACAACUCCAUGGCCUCCAACCCACUGUGCAUAUUUCAAAUUGGUAUGAUCGUGUGCCCGGCGAUUGUGUCCAUAUUCAGUGUGGGGCUGAUAGCCGUCGACCGCUAUUUCUACAUACUACACGGCUUAUACUACCAAAGAUACUUUAACACAACAAGAGUCAGGAUUGCCAUUGUUAUCAUUUGGAUGAUUGGUCUCAUCCUCGGAUUUAUGCCGGCCACCGGAUGGGUCAAUAACGAGCUAUUAUACACUAGAUGUUACUACCACGCACUCUUCCCUGGCGCACUCAUACUUUUUAACUCCUCCUUAAGUUUAAUACCUAUCAUACUUGUGACUAUACUAUAUUCUAUAAUAUUAGUUCGUGCACUUAAGAACGUCAAGGAGAUAAAAGCAGCUGAAAAGUCCGUUAAUUUUAAUUCAAACUCAAAUGAGACACCAAGACUCAGAAUAUAUCGUGGCAAUACUAACCUCAAUAGAACUUUCCCUACAAAACCCCAAAAAACCUCAAUGAGACGGUGUGCGUCUUUUAAUGCUAUAUGUGAUAACUCGAAGAAAAGGACAUUUACAAGAAAAACUGAAAAAUCUAAAAGCAUUGGUGAUCUUAAUAAUGAUAGUUUUAAUGGCACAGAUGACCGUUCUUAUAAUAAAAACUUGGAAAAUAGCAAAGAAAUGCUUAAGAGUCAAUACGAAGACUCCAAACACCAACUGUUCCAAAUAUCUGGGCACGCCCUGGAAAUAGAGUCACUUGACUCCAAGUUGGAUAUCCUUUCUGCAAAACCAUCCGUGGAAACGGACCAGCUUCAAGCUUUGGUGCGACUGUCUCCUGAAGUAAAACAACAAUGGCUGCACUACUUCGACGAGCGACAGAUCACGUAUAAGAAAGUGAUUGAUAAUCUAGCCGACGCUUUCCGUAAUGAAGACGACCAAAUUGAAGCUGCUAGAGCAUCAGCCAAACGCAGCGGGCGAGACAUCGGUUGGGAUACUUUUUACAGGUACCAAGAGAUCAACGACCACUUGGACGAACUAGCAGCACAGUAUCCCAAUUUAGUAACAGUAAUGAACCCCGCCCUCAGUUAUGAAGGACGACAGAUUAAAUACGUGAGGAUCUCGACCACACGCUUUGAGGACCUGAGAAAACCGGUCAUCAUUAUCGACGCCAUGGUCCAUGCCAGGGAAUGGGUUACUACUCCGGUAGCCCUCUACAUCAUAAAUCAGUUAGUGGUUGAUGCCGUGGACAGCCAAUUAACCCAGGAUAUUGACUGGGUCAUAAUUCCGCUCGCUAACCCUGACGGUUAUGAGUAUACACAUCAUGAGGAUCGUCUUUGGCGCAAGACCCGAUCCAAAGCCCACCCCGGGAGCGACGAAUGCCCUGGCGUUGACGGGAACCGUAACUUCGACCACUACUGGGGCACCUCGGCGUCCAGUGCUAACCCCUGCAGCAUCAUCUAUGAAGGCCCGACUGCCUUCUCCGAACCAGAGAUUCGUGUGAUCAGAGAUGUUGUCAACCAACAUUUGGAGCGCGCCGCUAUGUACAUUUCUCUGCAUAGCUACGGCAAUAUGUUCCUUUACGCGUGGGGAAAUAACGGUACUCUUCCUUCCAACGGCCUAGCGCUCCAUCUUGCCGGUGUGACCAUGGCAACGGCCAUAGAUGCUUUGGCGUUAGACAAAGCUCCCCGCUACGUGGUAGGCAACGCUGCCCAAGUACUAUACUUCACGACCGGCACAUCGCGCGACUGGACCCGUGCCGUGGGCGUCCCUCUGACCUACACUCUGGAACUGCCUGGUUACGAAUACUUGUUCGAAGUGCCUACACAGUACGUGGAGCAAAUUGUCCAGGAAACCUGGGCUGGUAUAGCGGCAGGAGCGCAUUACGUCAGGACGAUCUAUGGUUAAUCACGGUUCUAUCUUGCCAUC